Molecule: messenger RNA, 5362 nt
Organism: Phymastichus coffea
Lineage: Eukaryota; Metazoa; Arthropoda; Insecta; Hymenoptera; Eulophidae
Gene: capt
Exons: 9
Coding region: 1080-4463 (1127 amino acids)
Biological process (GO): cytoskeleton organization; regulation of adenylate cyclase activity; cell morphogenesis
Cellular component (GO): cytoplasm
Molecular function (GO): actin binding; adenylate cyclase binding
Source: RefSeq, a predicted model, not a curated record
GCGAGGCGAACGAGGAAGAGGAGAGCGAGGGAGCAGCCGCGCGCGCACUCGCAGCAGGGCGGCCGCAGGCUCGUCCGCUCGUUCGAUUGAUGCGCGUGCGGAGUCUGCCGCUGAUGCCGUCAGAGUGGCGCGCGUCCUCGCGGCUCCACGAGGACCACCGGAGCCUGCCACUGCCCCGUUACGCCCCGUCGUAGAUCCGACUCAGCGAGCCCGCGAGCCUCUACGGCUUAUCGAUUGACCGAGGCUCGAUUGUUCAUCACCGCGAGCGGCCCGGGAAGCUCGAGCGCCAUUCAUCUGGCUGUUGGUCUCUCUCGCGCAUGGAUGGCUUGUUCGCGCCCGACACCCCUCCAUCUUCAUCACGGCCUCUUAUUCGCCACCGGCAGCAGACGCAACACCUCGAGUAGCCCGACGAGGAUGCUCUACCGCGCUACUGCUACUGCUGAUCGCCUAACCAGGCUGCACGCUCUUCGCACUAUCUCCUCGACACAAGUUACCUUUGUCACGUGAAUCAUCGACUCACCUCGACCUCGACUCGCCCACUUCGAACGCAGUCUCUCUUCGGAAUUUAUACAUCCAUGUGACACCCUUACAACCUUGUGUGGCUGGCUGGCUCUUUUGUACAUUUUUCUUGUUAUCCGUUCAGAUCAAUUCUGAGCCGCCUAACUUUAUAAAAAAGGCAUAUAUAUAUAUACAUAUUAUAUAUAUAUAUAUAUAUAUAUAGAUAGAUAGACAGAUAGAUAUAUAUAAACGUAUUUUAUAAAUAGUUCGAUAUAUCUCAACUCGAGGCUCUAAUCUAUCGUACAAGUGCUGGGAAGAAACAUAAACGAAGAGAGAAAAUUAUAUGUACGCAUAUAUCUAUACCUACGUACACUCGCGCGCGCGCACACGCACAAACAUAUAUAUUCGACGUUAUUUCAUCUGUAACUAUGUCGCGUGUGAGUAGAAAGCAAUUGUUCUGCGUGUGAUAAGAUUAUCACGCUGCGAGGAGUCGUUGGAAAUAAUAGCGAAUUGUAUAAUUAGAAGCUGUAAGGAUUAGCAUAAUUGGAAAAAAAGGGACUGAAGAAAGAUAGUAGAAAGAAAUGUUCAAGUGCUGCGUGUGCCACGGUAAGACAUCGAGGCGUACGAGUCAAGAAGAGGACGACGAUGAUUCGUCAAGAGAAUCAUCUUCCUCCUCCACCUCCUCCUCCUCCUCGCCAUCGAGCUCCGGAGAGGAGGACGAGGACGAGGAAGAGAGGCAAAUCGAGGAGGAGCUCGCCAAGAAAUUCAAGUGCCAAAAUCCAAACACUCGAGAGCCCCUUGUCGCGGGGGGAAUAGACACCGUUAAGGAGGAAGACGAGGAAGACGAGGAGGAAGAGGAGAAGCAGGAGGAGAACGAGCGUUCCAGUGCUACUGGGAAAGUGGUGGUCGAGGUGAACGGCGACGUGAGGGGCUUACGGGAAGACGCGAUGCGGAAGAGCGUCGACCGGGAGGCCAUACGGGAAGACGUGGUGGAGAUUCUGAAUAGCGCGGUUAAAAUCGUGCGCGAGAGACUGGAGAAGAUCAAGGAGGAGACACCGGAGGAUAAUUCUGUGGAAGAAAGUCUGCCAGCGACAGCAGUAACAGCGGCCGGCAUCGUCGAAUCAGCCAGCGGCGAGGAAAUUGAUAGGGGGGCAAGCAGCGCAACAGUGGAAUCGGAAAAAUCGAAGAGCGACGAGAGCGAGGAAGAGGUCGUCACGGUUGUCGAAGAGGACGGAGUGUCAGCGGAGGUUCCAGGCGAGCAGGGCCAGCUACCGGCCGAGCACGAAAUCACAGAGGAAAUCAAGAAAGAAGGCCUGGGUCUCGAUCUUGAGAAGACCCAUCAGAUCGAGGAAAUGAUAAUCGAGGAGCUGAUCGACGCUCUUAACGAGGAAGCCGACAACGACCAGGAGCUCAAGGAAAUUAUGGAGAGCGCGACGACGAAUGAGCAACCCAUCCAACCGAGCAACGAAGAAGCUGCAAUUGCAGACCAUCCAGUCACUGAAAGUAGGUCCGAUCCAGCGAAGCCUGUCCAAGAAGAGGCGCAACACCAGGUGGAAGACGAGCUCCUCCCGCCGCCACCAUAUCCCGAACUCGAGAUCGUCGAGCAGACAAAAAAGAGCGACGCGAGCGUUAGUCCGGUCGAAUGCGACGCGGCCCAGGCGGAGGUGCAGCAGACCGUCUGUCCGAGCGAGGAGACGCCGUGCGAGCUGACGAACGGCGACCUACUGAAUAUCCCGCCGCCGAUCAGUCCGCCACCCGAGGACAAGGACCGCAGCAGCUCCGAGAUGAGCUUCCCCACGCCACCGCCCAUCGACUUCGACAUCGCCGAGACCGACCAGGAGGACAGCGAGCCCGAGUCCGAGCUUACCAAGAAGAGGACGCCGUCGCCGUGCAAGGCUCCGCCGCCCGCCCCGCCGUCCUGGGACGAGGAGGUUACACCGCCCAACGAGACGGCUCAGCAGACGAGACGCCUUUCCAAGACUUCCUCGCCGGGUAGCAAGAGUCUGCCGAGUCCGCCGUCGCCCGGUAGCGACGCCGGCAACGAGACCGAGGCCUGUAGCUCGUCCAAGAGCAGCAGCGACGAGCAGACCACCACCAAGCUCGUCCCGAGCCUCUCCAAGGCGACCUACGCACAGCGCACCAUCGACGACGACGACGGCGACGACUCGGUCUUCGAGACUGUCUCCCUCGCCAAGGAUCCCGAAGUCGUCCCCGAGGACAUUCCACCGCGUCCAGUACCGCCGGUGCCCCGAUGGCUGUCCCAAGAAGAAGAGGAUCCAGAGAGCCACGGCUCGGAGGUGUUAGGUGGGAUGCAGGAGCCACCGGCAACUCCGGUCGCCCGGGACGAGCUCGCGCUGCGUCGACACCGCUUCUUCUCGGACCUGCUGCAAGCGGCGCGUAGCACAGCCGAGCAUCGAGUCAGCUUCGACCCCCUGGGACCCAUGGUGCAUCCCGGCUGCGAACACGACGACCGCGAGGAGCACUUGGAGGAGCUUGUGAACCGGCUAGAAAACGUGACGAAACGUCUAGAACAAGUGUCGGUGCCGCAGAUUGCAGCUGUGCAGACUCAAGAGAUCGCCGUUCAGACAAAGUCACCGUCUCCCGAGCGUUCACUAUCCAUUACCGAGGAGAUCUCGCAGUCUUCGUCGUCGAGCUCGCGAUCCACCGUAUCGGGUGCUUCCGUUGUCGAAGUCGUUAAAAGCAUGUCUGUUGCGAGUUACGAGAAUCUCCUAGCCGGUCCGGUCCAGGAAUACAUUCAGCUUAGCCAGCAGAUUGGCGGCGAUGUCGCUGCCCACGCCAAAAUCGUCGACAAGGCCUUCCAGAUUCAACUGGAAUUUUUAAGAACCGCGGCGUCACGACCAGCCCCAGCGAAUCAAUCAGAGCAGAUGUCUCUGCUUAUCCCGACUUCAAGGCAAAUUCAAGAAAUCCAAGAAUUUCGCGAGAAACAUAGAGGCUCGCCAUUCUUCAACCAUUUGUCGGCCAUAAGUGAAAGUAUACCCGCCCUUGGCUGGGUAGCAGUAACUCCAACUCCCGCGCCCUACGUCAAGGAAAUGAACGAUGCUGGCCAGUUUUACACCAAUCGCGUGCUCAAAGAUUGGAAAGAAAAAGACAAGACACACGUAGAGUGGUGCAAGACUUGGGUGAAAACGCUCACGGAUCUCCAGCAGUUUGUCCGACAGCAUCAUACAACGGGAUUGGUCUGGGCAAAAACUGGAUCAGUACCAGCUGGAGGUGUGCCACCUCCACCUCCACCAUGCAUGAUGCCUAUGGCUGACCCGGCUCCAGCCGUCGGCGACGAUAGAAGCGCGCUCUUCGCCGAAAUUAAUCAGGGCGAGAAUAUUACCAAACAUUUAAAAAAAGUAACUUCAGAUAUGCAAACGCAUAAGAAUGCUAGUUUAAGGACGGGACCAGCCCCAUUUAAAGCUCCGGUAGUCAGUAAUUCAGGUACCCCCGGCAAAACCACACUUCCGGCUAAUGCACCUAUUGAUAAGCCACCGGUUUUCACUCGUGACGGCAAAAAAUGGCUAGUGGAAUAUCAAAAGGGAAAUAAAAAUCUUCUGGUUGAAAAUGCUGAAAUGAAUAAUGUUGUCUACAUGUUCCGUUGCCAGGACAGUAAUUUAGUAGUUAAAGGAAAAAUUAAUUCUGUUGUAAUUGACUCUUGCCGUAAGUGUGCGGUCGUCUUUGACUCAGUUGUGGCGAGUGUGGAAUUCGUCAAUUGUCAAAGUGUUCAGAUGCAAGUGCUUGGAAAAGUUCCGACAAUUUCUGUUGACAAGACUGAUGGAUGUCAAAUGUAUCUGAACAAAGAUACUUUAGAUGUUGAACUGAUUACUAGCAAAUCCAGCGAGAUGAAUGUCAUGGUGCCCGUAGGAAACGGAGAUUACACUGAAUAUCCAGUACCCGAACAAUUCAAAACCGUCAUAACUCCAAAAGGGCUUAAUACAGUUGCUGUUGAUUCACUGGGAUAAAUACAGUCAUUCUAUUAAUUAGAGUAUCUCAGCUUUCGAACUAUUUUAUCGUGUACUAAAAACAAUUAUUUUUCAUUGUUUAUUUAUUUUUAAUCACAGAAAAAUAUAAAUGCAUGAUUUUUAAUAAUUUUUUUAAUAAUUUUAAUAUAACUAACUUUUAUUGAAAUCUGAGAAAUUCAUUUUAUUCGUAUUAAAAAAUAUUUGUUUUUGUGAAAUUUAAUAUCGUUUGCUGAGCUCACGUAAGAUAAAAAUUCUAAAAAUCUUAAAAUAUUCAAAAAUACUCGUAUCAAAAAUGUGAGACUAUGAAUGUAGAAUCAUGUGGUUAAAAAUAUAGCAAUUUCUAAAUACCAUUGAUAGCCGUUUGAAUAAAAAAGUUCCGAGUCUGUUUAUCUGCACUUUUAUACAGUAUACAUUUACAGUUUUGUAAAAUGACUUUGAACAUUUUGUCGGGGAAUUGAAAGUUUAUAUGCCUAGGAAUAUGAAUUGUAAGGUAAAAUGAGGUAAUUAUAAAAAGUAUCUGAAGAGCUACCUAAACGUUUGAAUUUCGAAGGUGCAGUGAAUAAUAUGACUUCUUAACACACGCUAUUCCUAAAUAUCUAUAAUUUAGCGUUGCUAUAAAAAGUUGCCUAAGACUAUAUAAAAGACUAAUUAGAAAAGUACAUAAAAAUGUACUAUGAUCAGUAGCAAUAUUGGUUCAAAAUGAAAAGUCUGUACAAAACAUUAGAAUCAGUUUGUGCUCUGAAAUUUAUAAAAUAAAUUAUUGAACUAAUUAGUAUCUUUCUGUUGAUUAUUGUUUCAAAGACUAACUCUUCACUGACAUAAAAGAAAAAUAACUAAAAUUCAAAAAUAUUAAUUCCUUCCCAACAAGAAAAACAAUGUUCUCUUUUGAUCUCUUAAUA